UACUGAACACAAUGUAGGAUGGACCACUAACAGCAGUUCAACAGUUACGUCUAACUAAACAUUUGCUUUCCAGACCUAAACUGUCAGAACAAGAGCAGGUUGGGAGGAGGUGAAGAAAGUCGUCUGCGUUACUUCAGAUGACUGCUUUGUUAUUAUGCUGGUGCUCAUUUUAAUGUGUCACUAUGAACAGCUCUGCGUCUACAGUCCCCAUCACGUUUACAAUCUAUAGCAGUCUUGGUCUGAAUAACUUUGUGCUUGUCAUUUGCAUUGUUGUACUUUACAUUUCAGGCUUGUGUAUUAACCUUUUCCUCAUUGUGGUCAUUGCCGUUGAGUCUCGCCUUCACAGACCGAUGUACGUUCUGUUAGUCAACCUGGCUCUGAGCGGCAUGAUGGGCAGUUCAUCAGUGUGUCCAAACAUCAUCAAACACCUCAUAGUGAACAAGCAGGAGACUUCUCUUAAACUAUGUUUAACACAAGUGUUCUUUGGCAACAUGUACGGCGGCUGUAUAUUUUGUAUCUUAGCACUAAUGGCCUACGAUCGGUACGUUUCCAUCUGUAAACCUCUGCUGUACCACUCCAUCAUGACACCUGCUAAAGUCAAACUAAUGCUGGCGAUAGUUUACUUCCUCCUGAGCUUGUUCUCGGCCGUCCAGGUUUACCUGAUAUCCGGACUCACUCUAUGUGGGCACACAGUUGAUAAGCUUUUAUGUGACAGUCUGGUGAUUGCGAACCUUUCUUGUCAAAAGACGACUCUGAUCAGCGUGUAUGGUCUGUGCUGUGCCGUCUGUGUGAUCGUUUCCCCUUGUUUUUUAGUCAUUCUGUCAUAUGUUCAUAUUUUCACAGUGAUUCUAAAAACUUCUAAAGAGUCUCGGAGGAAAGCGUUGCAGACAUGCACCCCUCACUUAGUGACAUUUAUUAAUUUCUCUGUGGCAUCAUUUUUUGGUGUCAUUUAUAACCGUUUGAGUCAUGAAGUUCCAAAAGGAGUGAAUGUAUUUACAUGUAUGAGUUUUUUCGUCAUCCCUCCACUGCUGCAUCCCAUAAUCUAUGGCAUUAAAAUGCAAGAGAUUCGGCAAAGUAUGAAUAAAAUGAUUAAAAAGAAAAUGACACAAUUGUGA
Scatophagus argus is the source of this 1115-nucleotide messenger RNA. RefSeq names its product olfactory receptor 52D1 (gene or60a1). Lineage: Eukaryota; Metazoa; Chordata; Actinopteri; Scatophagidae. The record is from RefSeq and is a predicted model, not a curated record. Gene Ontology annotation, biological process: G protein-coupled receptor signaling pathway. Gene Ontology annotation, cellular component: membrane. The transcript has a single exon. Gene Ontology annotation, molecular function: G protein-coupled receptor activity; olfactory receptor activity. Bases 183 to 1115 code for a protein of 310 amino acids.